AUGGCUCCCAAGAUCGCGUUCGCAGGUGCUACAGGCAACUUAGGACCAGCUAUCCUGAAAGCACUCCUCGACGCAGACUUCGAGGUAAUCGUCCUGUCAAGAAAGGACAGCAACACGACAGAUAAUCUGCCCAAGCAUGUAAAUCAGCACGUUGUCAAAGUGGACUACACACAUCAGCAAGAACUCAUCGCAGCGCUCCAAGUAGAAAAACACUUGGAAGAGCUCGCUGCCGCGGAUCCGGACUUUACUUACACGCUGGUAUACAACAAUGUCUUUUUCGACUGGGGUCUGGAAGUCGGCUUCAUCUUGAACCCAAAAAAACAUAAAGGCACUCUUUAUGAUGGUGGUGAUGUGCCGUUCUCCACUACUCGACUUUCGACGAUCGGCAAAGCUGUAGUUGGAAUCAUCGAGAAUCAGGAGGCAACCAAGAAUCGAGCCGUGUUUAUUCACGACGCUGUUGUGACGCAGAAGCGGCUGAUUCAAUUGUACGAGAGUAUCGAUGGGAAGGAAUGCGAGACUGAAGUCAAAUCCACCAGUGACAUUGCCAAGGGGGCUUGGGAAGAGUUCAAAACCCCAACGCCAACAUGGGAAGUGUCAUGA
Molecule: messenger RNA, 600 nt
Organism: Lithohypha guttulata
Lineage: Eukaryota; Fungi; Ascomycota; Eurotiomycetes; Chaetothyriales; Trichomeriaceae
Exons: 2
Coding region: 1-600 (199 amino acids)
Source: RefSeq, a predicted model, not a curated record